Messenger RNA from Taeniopygia guttata (zebra finch), 1820 nucleotides. The record is from RefSeq and is a predicted model, not a curated record. NCBI's taxonomy places the organism in Eukaryota, Metazoa, Chordata, Aves, Passeriformes, Estrildidae.
AUGGGCCCAGCUCUGUCGCUGAAGGCGCAGGGAGAGGAGGGGCGGCCACGCCCCUCUGCUCCCAUUGGUCCGUCCCUGCUGGUGGCGCGUAUUGAGGGCGGGGCCAGCGCGAGCGGGAAACCGAGACCGGGAAAAACCGGAACGGGGAACCGCGGAACGGGAACGGAGCGGGAAAAUCCGGAACCGGGAAAAACCGGAACCGGGGAACGGGAACGGAGCGGGAAAAUCCGGAACCAGGAAAAACCGGAACCGGGAACCGGGGAACGGGAACGGAGCGGGAAAAUCCGGAACCGAGAAAAUCCGGAACCGAGAAAAACCGGAACCGGAAAAACCGGAACGGGGAAAAACCGGAACGGGGAAGAACCGGAACCGGGAACCGAGGAACGGGAGCGGAGCGGGAAAAUCCGGAACCGGGAUAAACCGGAACCGGAAAAAGCGGAACCGGAACGGAGGAACGGGAGCGGAGCGGGAAAAUCCGGAACCGGGAAAAACCGGAACCGGAACCAAGUAACGGGAGCGGAGCGGGAAAAUCCGGAACGGGGAAAAUCCGGAACGGGGAAGAACCGGAACCGGAAGCGAGGAACGGGAGCGGAGCGGGAGCACCGGGGCCGGGCCCGGGAGCCCCGGGAUGAGGCGGCGGCGCGGGGGCGGCCCGGCCCCGGCCGAGCCCUGCGGGGUGUGGCUGGACACGGCGGAGCUGAAGCGGGGACCGGAGCGGCCCCCCAGCGCCAGGCUGAAAGCUGCGGGGAGGAAGCAGAGCCCAGCGCUGCUCCCACAGCCCGGCCGCAGGCAAACCACCAUCCCCACCUUCUUCAGCCCCCACGCAGGUGAAGGAGACAAAGAAAACGCCAGGCCAGCUGAAGGCUGGGAGGGCUCGGGGCUCCCUCUGCCCGCCUGGCCUGUGAAGAUCCUGCCCUUGCCACAGCUGGAGAGAGCCUGGGAAGAGCCCCCCGGAGCUGAGCAGGGGGUGCAGGGCACAGCCCGGGCUUGGAAAACACCUCUGGGUGCCCUGGAGCUCCAAGUGCAGUCUGAGAGGCAGAACAAAACCUCCCGUGGGGCUGGGGGGGACUCCUGGUGCUGCAGCUGCUCCCAGAGCCCGGAGAAAUCCUGGAUAUUUCCUGGAGAAGCGGCCUCAGCGGGCAGGGAAGCACAGCCCUGGAGCAGAGCUGCCUCUGGGACGGGCUCUGCUGGGGCUGAGCACACAGAGCCUGGCCCAGGGGAUGAGCACACAAAGCCUGGCUCAGAGGCUGAGCACACAAAGCCUGGCCCAGGGGCUGAGCACACAAAGCCUGGCCCAGGGGCUGAGCACACAGAGCCUGGCCCAGGGGCUGAGCACACAAAGCCUGGCCCAGGGGCUGAGCACACAGAGCCUGGCUCAGGGAUUCAGCACACAGAGCCUGGCCCAGGGGCUCAGGACACAAAGCCUGGCCCAGGGGCUGCUCCCAGAGGGGUUUGCUGCUCUCCCCAGAGCCCGGUGCGAGCCCAGCCCCUGCGGGAGCGUGGCCAGCUCCCAGCGGGGUCCUGCAGGCAGCUCUUCUCCCAGGACUCCCAAGGGAACAGGGUGAUUGCCCACAGGGCCAGGGCCAGCCCCCCGAGGGCCAGCCAGCCCCUGUUCACGCAGGACUCGGAGGGGAACAGGGUCAUAAAGCACUGGGAGUGAGCCCACCGGGCCCUGGCACGCUGUGGGGUGGCCACAGUGGUCACAGCUGGGCACUGAACCCCCCCAGUGCAGCCCCCAGCGCUUCUCUGUUCUCUGAGAUUGAUCCAAACUGAUUGUUCUCUGCUUUCAUCCAAAUAAAACGUUGGGAGUUGGUUCCUAA